This is a messenger RNA of Penicillium verhagenii, 1296 nucleotides long. Its product is annotated as glycoside hydrolase family 18 protein. NCBI's taxonomy places the organism in Eukaryota, Fungi, Ascomycota, Eurotiomycetes, Eurotiales, Aspergillaceae. Gene Ontology annotation, cellular component: extracellular region. Gene Ontology annotation, molecular function: chitin binding; chitinase activity. The coding region runs from base 1 to 1296 and encodes 431 amino acids. The record is from RefSeq and is a predicted model, not a curated record. The transcript has 5 exons. Gene Ontology annotation, biological process: carbohydrate metabolic process; chitin catabolic process.
AUGCGUUUUAUAUUUCCCUUUUCCCCUUUUCUCCUAGUAUUAUGCUGGCUUACGCAUGCUGCGUCUAUCCCCCCUCACGAUGACAAUUCUACAACGAUCGAAGCUCGCGACCGUGGUGGUUACCGCUCGGUAGCAUACUUUGUCAACUGGGCCAUUUACGGAAGAAAUUACAUUCCUCAAGACCUUCCUAUUGAAGAACUGACACAUGUCCUCUACGCAUUUGCGAACGUCCAGUCCAGCGGACAGGUUGUUCUAUCAGAUACCUGGGCGGACACUGAUAAGCACUUUCCUGGUGAUUCCUGGAAUGACCCAGGAAAUAAUGUGUAUGGCUGUGUUAAACAACUGUACUUGCUCAAGAAGAGAAACCGCAACCUGAAAGUGCUCUUGUCUGUUGGUGGAUGGACUUAUUCCCCUAACUUUGCAGGGCCACUUAGUACCGCAGCAGGGAGGGCACAAUUUGCAUCUUCAGCAACCACCUUGGUCCAGAACUUGGGAUUCGAUGGAAUUGAUAUUGAUUGGGAAUAUCCUUUCGACAGUACUCAAGCAGCCAAUAUGGUAGCUACCUUACAGGCACUACGACAAUCCCUAGAUGCCUACAGCUCAGCAAAUGCAAAUGGAUAUCAUUUCCUAAUAACCGUGGCUUCACCUGCCGGCCCUUCGCACUACCAACAACUCCAGCUGUCCGCCAUGGACAAAUACAUCGACUUUUGGAAUCUUAUGGCCUACGACUAUUCGGGAAGCUGGGACACCAUCGCUGGGCAUGACGCAAAUGUUUACGCAUCCAGCUCUAGCCCGAGUAGUACGCCUUUCAACACUGAACAAGCCAUCGAAUACUACACCUCCAAUGGCGUAGCCUCGAACAAAAUUGUACUAGGAAUGCCACUUUACGGUCGAUCUUUCAUGAACACAAAUGGACCAGGUACUUCUUACAACGGUGUUGGUAGCGGAAGCUGGGAAAACGGGGUGUGGGACUACAAGGCCUUGCCUUUGGCCGGAGCAUCCGUUAACUACUUGGAUCAACCUGUUGCGAGUUACAGCUAUGAUGCUUCAAAGCAAAUGAUGGUCAGCUAUGAUACACCACAAGUUGCACAGAAGAAGGCACAGUACAUCAUUUCCAAAGGUCUUAGUGGUGGAAUGUGGUGGGAGAGUAGUAGCGACAAGAGCGGCUCCGACAGUUUGAUCGCUACGGUUGUCAACACACUUGGAGGCACUGGGGCUCUAAGACAGAGCCAGAAUCAACUUAGCUAUCCGGCUUCUGUGUACACCAACCUGAAGACUGGAUUUCCAAACAACUAG